Molecule: messenger RNA, 570 nt
Organism: Symbiodinium pilosum
Lineage: Eukaryota; Dinophyceae; Suessiales; Symbiodiniaceae
Source: the annotation of a GenBank genome assembly
GCCGCCGUGUCCGAGCUGCGGAACUACCUCAGGUCCAACACAAUCGGCAUCGACCAUUCAGUUAAGACGCCCUUCGGGGUGCGAAGAUUGGUCUAUGGCGAUUUUACUGCUUCAGGCAGGGCGCUGAGAUGGAUUGAGGAUUUCAUCAAAGACAGCAUACUGCCGGUGUAUGGCAACACCCACACGCUGUCAACCGCCACGGCACGGCAGUCCACGUUUUUCCGAAAUGAAGCCAGGCAAAUCGUGAAGCACUACCUAAACGCGACUCACGAGGAUGCUCUGAUCUUCUGCGGCGCUGGGACGACAGGAGCAGUGCAGAAGUUCGUGACUAUCAUGUGCCGAGCCAAUUGGGUGCCCGCUUUUCAGGAUGUUGAGGCUGACACCAAUGAUGUUUCGGAUGGCUACUUGAAGGAGGACCGAUGGGGCAGCUUCGAAUGCAGCCUCUGUGGUGUGCGACUGAAAACUGAGGCGAUGUACCGCGCGCAUCGGAGCUGCGAGAUGCACCAAGCAAAACUGCUUUCAGAAAGGCCAAAGAAUCCCUUUGAAGGCGCUGCGGCUGCGAUCUGUUGA